AUGGCAAGAGGCCCUAUAAUACAAUUCUUCCGCAUUUAUACCUCCAGAGAAAAACGCCUCUGUAGGGUUAGGGUUUCCUUGCUCUCCAAUCGGUUCUUUCAUUCUUCUGAACAGUCGCACAGGUCUGACCUGCCAAAAUCCCUACUUUUCCACUCUAUUGAUCCAUUUCCAACCACCCAAUUCAACCCAUUGAAGAACCAAUUCAGGGUUUCAAAUUUCAGCAAAAACCCAUUUUCCACGCUUGUGGAAAAUGAGAGUGGCAGUUCAGAUUCGGCUAAUAUCCUCGCAUCCGAGCCUAAUGAGGUUGAAUUGGAACCAAAUGAGGCACAAACUUGCGAUUUAGAGUCCAAAUCUAAUAUGAAUUUUGCCCGUACAGCGACUCGUGAUCCAGCAGAAAUUUAUAGGGAGCUUCGUGAUAGCCCGAAAAAUGAUAAACUAACCCGGGCGGAUUGGGACACAUUAGUGGAAGUUUUCCGGUGUUUUUCAAAGUCCGGUUGGGCUUCCAAUCAGGCCCUUGCAGUAUAUAUAGGGGCAUCUUUUUUCCCGACUGCUGCGCAUAAGUUUAGGAGUUUUUUCUUUAAGAAAUGUCGCGUUGAAAUUGUGAAGUAUUUGGUAUCCCUUGGCCCAGGCGAUGAGGCUGAGAAGUUUUUGUUUCCGGUAUUUGUUGAAUUUUGUUUAGAAGAGUUUCCAGAUGAAAUAAAAAGGUUUAGGAGUAUGGUGGUGUCCGCGGAUAUGACAAAGCCACAUACAUGGUUUCCGUUUGCUCGGGCAAUGAAACGAAAGAUUAUAUAUCAUUGUGGUCCGACUAAUAGUGGUAAAACUUAUAAUGCAUUGCAGAGGUUUAUGGAGGCAAAGAAGGGUAUUUAUUGUAGUCCUCUUAGGCUUUUGGCUAUGGAGGUUUUUGAUAAGGUGAAUGCAUUGGGAGUUUAUUGUAGUCUCCAUACAGGACAGGAAAAGAAGUAUGUUCCAUUCUCAAAUCACAUUGCUUGUACAGUAGAAAUGGUGUCGACAGAUGAGUUGUAUGAUGUGGCCGUUGUUGAUGAAAUUCAAAUGAUUGCUGACCCGUGCAGAGGGUAUGCAUGGACCAGGGCUUUACUAGGAUUGAAAGCUGAUGAGAUUCAUUUGUGUGGUGAUCCUAGUGUUUUGGCCAUUGUGAGGAAGAUAUGUAUGGANGGAUUGAAAGCUGAUGAGAUUCAUUUGUGUGGUGAUCCUAGUGUUUUGGCCAUUGUGAGGAAGAUAUGUAUGGAAACUGGAGAUGAAUUGUUGGAACGGCACUAUGAGAGAUUUAAGCCACUAGUGGUUGAAGCUAAGACCCUCUUAGGAGAUCUCAAGAAUGUGAGGUCCGGAGAUUGUGUUGUUGCAUUCUCAAGAAGAGAGAUAUUUGAGGUAAGACUGGCAAUUGAGAAGUACACAAACCACCGCUGUUGUGUUAUAUAUGGUGCAUUGCCUCCAGAGACUCGUAGGCAGCAAGCUAACUUGUUUAAUGAUGAAGAUAAUGAAUUUGAUGUCUUGGUUGCCAGUGAUGCAGUGGGAAUGGGUUUGAACCUUAACAUCAGGAGGAUUGUUUUUUAUAGUCUUUCAAAGUACAAUGGUGACAAGAUUGUCCCGGUUCCGGCAUCCCAGGUGAAACAGAUUGCCGGAAGAGCUGGUCGGAGAGGAAGUCGAUAUCCAGAUGGACUGACGACCACCUUGCAUCUAGAUGAUUUGGGUUACUUGAUUGAGUGCUUGAAGAAACCGUUUGAUGAAGUUAAGAAACUGGGUCUCUUUCCAUUCUUUGAGCAGGUUGAGUUAUUUGCAGGGCAACUUCCAAAUACUACUUUCUCCCAGCUACUUGAAAAGUUUGGUGAAAACUGCCUUUUAGACAUGAGUUACUUCUUGUGCCGACAUGAUCAUAUAAAGAAAGUGGCUAAUAUGUUAGAGAAGGUUCAGGGAAUAUCUCUAGAAGAUCGUUUCAAUUUUUGCUUUGCCCCAGUUAAUAUCAGAGAUCCAAAGGCAAUGUACCAUCUUCUGAGAUUCGCCUCAUCAUAUGCCCAAAAGCUGCCCGUUAGUAUAGCGAUGGGCAUGCCCAAAGGUUCUGCUCGUAAUGACACAGAGCUCUUGGAUCUUGAGACUAAGCACCAAGUGUUGUCUAUGUAUCUAUGGUUGUCUAAUCACUUCAAGGAGGAAACUUUCCCAUUUGUCAAGAAGGCUGAGGCAAUGGCUACCGAUAUUGCUGAGUUACUGGGUCAGUCACUCACCAAAGCCUGCUGGAAACCAGAAUCAAGGCAUGCAGGGAAAGCAAAGCCUCAAGAGAAGAAAGAUACUUAUGAGAGGCCAAGGUCCCUCGUCAAGUUAUAUGAGAAGAAAAGGCGUGAAAAAUCCUCACUGCAACAGCAUCUGGAGAAAGUAGCUGCAUAG
Messenger RNA from Ilex paraguariensis (yerba mate), 2397 nucleotides. NCBI's taxonomy places the organism in Eukaryota, Viridiplantae, Streptophyta, Magnoliopsida, Aquifoliales, Aquifoliaceae. The record is from the annotation of a GenBank genome assembly.